ACUAAACACGCGGAUACACUCGCUAGGGUUUCUCUCAUCUCUCAUUUGGUCCGCCGCUCAUCCUCUGCUCUCUCUCUAUGGCGAUUGCUAUAUGGCGCUCCCCAUUCCCAUCUCCCAGCUUUCUCUCUCAACCGAGAUCUAGGGUUUGUACAUGCGAUUCAAGAUCUGGCUUUCACUGCUUUCUCUCUCAAACGAGAUCUAGGGUAUCUACAUGCGAUACAAGAUCUGGCUUUCACAGUUCGAUAACUGACACUUCCAUGGAACCAAAAACUCUGAGCCGAGCGUUGCAGAUCUACAAGUUGGAUGCGGUUUUUGGUGGUUGGUACCAAAGAUGUUCCGGUGGUUAAACACUUCUCAAUCACCAGGUUGGAAACACAAGAAUCAUCAAGGAAGCCUCUUUCUUUGAAGCGACUUACUGAAGGACUGAAGCCCACAAGAAGUUCAGAGGAGAAUGAGAUUUACAAAAUAUUCACUAAUGUUAUGUGUCUACAUCCUCCCAAGGAGGAAGAUCCUCUUAGAGUAUUUAAUAAACAAAUCGACGAAGAUAGACGGAUUGUUAUAUCACGAAGUAAUAUAAAUGAAUUGCAGAAGCAUGCAGCAACUAUUAUUGACGAUAAAAUGUAUAUAUUUGGUGGAAAUCAUAAUGGCCGUUAUCUUAAUGAUCUUCAAACACUUGAUUUACGGAAUUGGACAUGGUCAAGGGUUGAAGUCAAAGCAAAUUAUGAGGAUCCAGGGAGAGUAACUCCUUAUGUUGGGCAUUCUUUGAUACCAUGGAAAGGAAAUAAGCUUAUAUCAAUUGCAGGGCAUUCAAAGGACGCUUCUGAAGUUAUCAAUGCAAUAAGAGCUGGUAGGAGUAUCAGGGCCGUCUAUGCUGGAAUUGCUACUGGAACCUGCCGCUGUUGUGGAACUCUAUAAAUUAUGAUAAUAUUCAGAAAGUGCUGCUGCAGGUCCUUUGGAAAUCCGCAUCGCUGCAAGUUCACUAGAUAAUCCACCACCGGACCUGUAUCUUGGGUCUUUUCAUGCUGGUGACGACGUUGGCUCCCCAAAGGAGUACCUCGGAUCUGCUGCUGUUCAGAAGACUACAGGAGCUGAUGUUGCUGGGUCUCUGUUCUGUCCAUUCUGCUGCUAGGGGUACUCACGAGAACUGGAUGCAUCAGUCCUAGAUGGUUGUUCGCAUCGUCAAGCAUGCUAUGGAGAAACAACGUAAAAAGGUUGAUGGUUGUUCGCAUCGUCAAGCACGCUAUGGAGAUCAUCCACGUUUUCACCGAUGCUAAUCCCAUCCAAAUCAUUCUUGACGCUGUCAUUAACAGGAGUUUCGGCUUCACUGAUGCAUUGAAGCUUGUCGAGUUUCUCGGUCGAUCAUUUUGCUAUCAGCAAUAUACCUUAGAAGUCUCUGGACAUUUGAAGUGUCUUUGUUUCUUUCCUAUCUAAUCACUUCUGUAGGAAUUCAUAUUGCUCUUAUUUUAAUGUCUAGGCUUUUGAUAAUCUCAAAGCACAGUCAAGCCGUAUUUUCGGUUUGGAAUGGAGUUUUAGGAUAUUUUCAGUUUGUAUUCGAUAAAGCAGGGGAAUCAGCAGCUGGUGAAUAUACUGUGGCAAAAGUUGAGAAUAUGGAACAAACAGUGUUCACAUUGAAGUCACUUCAUCGCCAUAUGCAGGUCCUACAUGAUGAAGAUCUAAAACUAAUUGCAGUGCUUUCGAAGGAGAAAUUGAUGCUACAUUCUCGAUGGUCGGUAUCUUGUUUAUCGGGAGAAAGCAAAGCAGAUUUAAAAAUUGUAUGCAGUGUAUGCAAACAUCGCAUUAUCCAGAGCCGCGUCAACUUAAAUGCAACUUUGGAAAAGGAAAUUGAAACAAGGAUCCGUGCUGCUGCAUUUAAGGUCACAGGAAGCUGGGAGCACAAAAGAUGCAUUAUUUACGAGGAAGAUCCUAUAGAAAUCAUCGCUAAAAUGACGCCACUGCCACUGGAGAAUGACAAAUUUAUGGUGGAAGUUCGUGCUGGUGUGGAUUGUGCAUUUGUGGUUUCCCUAAUCGCUAUUCUCAUUGCUAUGAAAACGAAAAGCUCUGGUAAAAAGAAAGGUGCUGGUCUUGAAGCUGGGAAGGUAGCUCUCCAAUUUGUUUGUGGAGUUGCAUUUGGUGUCGGUCAAUUUUUGCUUGGUGAACUUUCCUGGUAUUUGUUACAAACAUUUGCUGGGUGAACUUGUCUAAGGGUAUUUUUUUCAAACUUGUUUAGUGAAUUCAGUUAUGUGUCAACUUCUGUGUAAUUCAUGUCUUUUCUCAAGACAAGAAUUCACCUGUUAACUUGUUAUAACAAUUUUAUAGGACAACAAAGACGGUGUGAUGUGUUUUGAAGGAUCAUUUUAUCAUGUUAUGGUUGUGUAACAUCA
Molecule: messenger RNA, 2381 nt
Organism: Helianthus annuus (common sunflower)
Lineage: Eukaryota; Viridiplantae; Streptophyta; Magnoliopsida; Asterales; Asteraceae
Product: acyl-CoA-binding domain-containing protein 4
Exons: 11
Coding region: 304-915 (203 amino acids)
Biological process (GO): lipid transport
Cellular component (GO): cytosol
Molecular function (GO): fatty-acyl-CoA binding; protein binding
Source: RefSeq, a predicted model, not a curated record